This is a messenger RNA of Corticium candelabrum, 2581 nucleotides long. RefSeq names its product sortilin-like. Gene Ontology annotation, cellular component: membrane; Golgi apparatus. The record is from RefSeq and is a predicted model, not a curated record. Lineage: Eukaryota; Metazoa; Porifera; Homoscleromorpha; Homosclerophorida; Plakinidae. Gene Ontology annotation, biological process: endocytosis; Golgi to endosome transport; vesicle organization. The coding region runs from base 2 to 2482 and encodes 826 amino acids. The transcript has 25 exons. Gene Ontology annotation, molecular function: protein binding.
GAUGUCCGUGUCUGUCCAUUUCCUUCUCGUUUGGUCACUUCUCAUCUCUCACAGUGUAUCUCUAAGCAUGUAUAAAUCUCACAGACAGCGAUCCUCUACACGUCGUUCCACUCUCAUCUCCAAACUCUCCGCUUCCAUCAGAAAGAGAAAUGACGUUUCUGUUUCGACUUUAGAAGGACCGCCAGGAAUAGAUUUGUUAAAGAAAUGUUACAAGACACCGAUCAGUGCAGGCAGAGUGGAUAUAACUGUCGAAACGCAUAAUUUUGUGAACGAGACGCACAAGGCGAUGGAGGUUCAGUGGGUUGGGAACAACAGAAAGGGUAUCUUAGCCUUGGCAACAUCUUCAUAUGCUGUGUUUACGAUUGCUGGGAUUAGAAGAGUAGCAUCUCCAUCAAGAUUAUGGAAAUCGAAUGAUGGUCGAACAUUUAAAGACAUCAGUCAUGCAAUAAAGCAGGAAGUUAUUCUUGAUGAUAGAGGGAUGCUGAGAAGUCCACUUGAUCCGGCUUAUGUUAUUCUGAUUGUGUUCAAUCGAUCUCGCAUCUACAUCUCGAAAGACGGCGGAGAUCAUUUUGGUAAAGUUGACCUUUCGUUUACGGUCUACAACAUCAAAUUCCACCCAAAAGACAAACAAUAUCUCCUUGCUCUAUCACGUCAAGGAGCUCUUUAUUACAGUCAAAAUUUUGGGUUUAAAUGGAAGUUGUUGAUGACGGGUGGCAUUGUGGAUAAUUACGAGUGGGUUGAUCCGCAUACAUUACCUUACAGUGCGUAUGCAACUGUCGUUAAACGAGGCGCAGACGUGUCUGGUAGUCUUGCUGACUUACAUCGAUUUGAUAGUCUUGACCAAAGUAGAGUGGAUGCUAAAGUUGCGUUUGCUGGUAUUCAUCAGUUUGUUGCGGAAGGAAAGUUCAUUAUUCUUUCUUCUGCUGAGAACAGGCAACGAGAACCUGAGAUUCGUGGUUUGAAUGUGAGUGAAGACGGCGGUAAUCAUUGGAACAAAGUGCAACUGCCAGAAGCCAACAAAACAGAAUUCUAUCACUUCCUGGAUGCCUCAGAAGGUCUCAUUUUCCUACAUGUUGCUGUUGGAACGGAUCCUGGCCGUGGAGCUAUCUACGCGUCUGAUGGCAGUGGAGUUCACUUUGUUCGUGUCUUAGACAAUCAUUUGUUUGUAUCUGGGAUGACGGACUUCUAUAAAGUGAGAUCAAUUAGAGGAACAUACAUCACAAGCAUCGUUAUAAAUGACAAUAUUCUUCAGUCUAUGAUUACUUACGAUCGCGGCGGUCGGUGGCAGCCACUGAAGGCACCAGAAAGUGAAUGUGCAAGUUCAUCAAAGGGCUUGUGCUUCCUUCAUCUCCACCAUGUCUUCAGCAAGAGCAAGGGAGUGAACAUUUCUCAAGGAAUUGUCAGUCAUGAGAACGCUCCCGGUCUUGUAAUGGCACACGGAAACACCGGAAAAGGACUGAAAUACGAUAAUAUUGGUGUCUAUGUUAGCAGUGAUGGAGGAUACAACUGGAAUCGGGUGUUUGAUGGUUCGUAUUACUAUGUGAUCGCAGACAGUGGGGGUCUACUCCUUGCUGUGCCUCUAACAGGCGGUGGAUGGGCAGAGACAAAGAUAUACUAUUCGUUUGAUUGGGGUUUGUGUUGGCAUUGGACGACGUUUAUUUCGGAGCGUUUUCACUUCACCGGGUUGUUGAUUGAACCGACGCUUACGUCGACUGAUGCGGCUGUGUGGGGAUACACGGAGGAUGACAGGAUGUGGCAUGUGAACACGUUGGAUUUUAGAAGCAUUCUUCGACGACCAUGUACACACAGCGACUAUAAAUCAUUCGUCCCUCAUCUUGCUGGUAACAGUGGUGGUUGCUUGUUUGGUUACAAAGAGACUUUCUAUCGUCGAACAGCGGAUAGUUUGUGUUAUGGUGGGAAAGAAAAUCAACCUCGUGCUACUAAUACAAGUUGUGCUUGUACCAAAUAUGACUUUGAGUGUGACUACGGCUAUCACUAUGAUCAUCAUGGCAACUGCAUCAAAGAACCAAACUUCCGAGUGUCUGCAUCAAUGUACUGCCAUCCUGGACAAGCAACAUACCACAAGACUCUCGGCUAUCGACAUGUUCCUGGUGAUAACUGCAGAGGUGGAGUAAUUGAUCAGUUUGUUAGUCAGGAGACAGAGGAGUGCAAUGGUGCUAAUGGACAUAAAAUUGAAUCACAUGGAGGCAAAGACAAAUCACCUUCUGUGCCUAAUGAAGCAGGCGGCAACAGCAAGAUUGAGAAGAAAAAGAAGGGAGGAGGAGUUAACGUUGCUGCUACCGUUUUGAUUCCUCUUGCUCUUGUUGUUGUGGUGAUUGGUGCAUUCUUUGUGUAUAAGAAAUGCUGGAAUCGAGAUUCGAGUAAAUUUGAUUACAAGUACUCCAUGCUGGCACAAGAAAAUGAAUACUCUAGGAAGGACUUGCUCUCAACAGAGGAUGAUGGCGAUGAUGAUGAUCUCUAAAGUGGCAAACCUUGAAACUAUAUUAAUGAUAUUAGGUAGCAAUAGAAGUGUUGAUUGUUGUGAAUCUUUAUUCAAUAGAUAGUACACGAGCAACAGUGA